CCUGUGUAAGUAGCCGCUCACUCUGCCAUACCUAACUUCACCUUGUCAACCUCAAUGGAACAAUAAAGAAUCCAUCUUCAGCGACACAUCAACACCAUGUCUGCACGUAUCGCUCGAUCUUCAAUGGCCUUGAGGCCCUCUCUUCCUAUCCAGCGAGGCUUUCGCACAACCAGAUUACUUCGACACAAUGAGAAGGAACCUAUUGGACCGAAAUCUCAAGGUAAACCCAUGAGCAAGGGUGACAACUCGCAGAUCGUGAUGCUGGGAGGUGUUGGUCUUGCGAUCGGUCUAGGUUUCUUCUUCCUUAUGUCUCGACCCGAGAAAGCAAAGGAACAACCUAUCGAGGGUGUAAAAUCCAAGCCCGUGAGCCCCAAAUAAAGAGAGAGCGAGAGAAUACGAGAUACGAGAGAGUCUGGGGUUAGCAACGUGGAUAUGCAGGGUAUAAUGAUCGAUGGCGUAAGCGAUGAUUGAAUAAGAAAAUAGGUCGUCCAUAACAAGCAGAACCUAUUACAGCUCCAACUGCAUUAUCUACCAAAUCAAUGAGGCAGGUCGUCAUGUUACGGCAUCUCCGCACCUAUCACCGCAGAGCUUAUAUCCCUGUCAAGUUGGCCGUAGGAUCUAGUUUACAGCCUCAAAAGAGG
Messenger RNA from Fusarium oxysporum Fo47, 641 nucleotides. RefSeq lists its product as uncharacterized. The coding region runs from base 97 to 378 and encodes 93 amino acids. The transcript is spliced from 2 exons. The record is from RefSeq and is a predicted model, not a curated record. Lineage: Eukaryota; Fungi; Ascomycota; Sordariomycetes; Hypocreales; Nectriaceae.